UACUUAUAUACGAAGAUGCUGAGUUUGCAGCAGAGAUUCGCGGAGCUGGAGCCGUCAUACAGGGACUGUUACGACCUGUACCAUGACACUCUGACUGCCAUUUCUGACCAACAUGGUAAUUUCAACACCAUUACACUCACAAUGUUAAAAAAUCAAAUAAAUGAUCAAAGUGUCAAUACUAUAAAAGAAGCUCUACAAAAAAGGAUGUUAGAUCUAAAAUCAGUGGACAUGCAGUGUCGUCCAGGGUCAGAAGGCGGUCCUCGAGACAGAUCUACCAAUUCAACAGGUGUUGAAAUUGAUGCUAACCUUUCCGACACCCAUACCUCAAUUGACUCUACAUUCGAUUUCUCUUCCGACGUUACGGCUUCCUUUGACUCAGCAAUCACCAGGCAUUCACAGAUGUCAUUGCCCUCUGCAUCCAGAACACUUCGCAUACUCAUUGCAGGGGAUGUUAACGCCGGGAAAACCAGUGUAUUGAACCUGUUUCUGGGUGAUGAGUACCUUCCAGCUUACUGUGGCAAGUGUACGACAGUUCCGUGUGAAGUUCACAACAGUAAACACCGGUUUGUCAGGAUUUAUUACAACGGUAGUGCUCAACACGACGAUAUUGAGCUACCAUUCGACAAGAAUGAUCCUAAAUGGAAAGACAUUGGCAGGACGGUUCACUUCGGAACGUAUAAGGAGAAAUCAGUCCGAAGACUACUACUGUUCUGGCCUCUACGGUUCUUUGAUGAUCCCGUGUCGUCAGAUGAAUUUGGGCCUGAAUCAGGACUCGGCAGUUUGAGGGACUCUGUAAGAGACCCCGAUGAAACAACUCCGAAAGUGAUCGCUGAUGACGACCCACACCAAACCCAUGUAAAGCAGAUAGCCGGGGCUGGAAACACUGGGGUCCUACCCAUAGUGUUCCUCGAUCUCCCAGGUAUAUCGGAUAACGAAUCCGAAGUGUCCCGAAUCCUGGAAAAUAUUCCGGACUUUCACCUGUUCAUCUUCGUCAUCGAUAUCGGGGGAGAACCAAUCAGAAAGACCUUUGAAAAGAUGUUGGAAAAUGUGAAAAAGAAGAUCACAUUGCAUGGUAUUGAAUUCAACCCAGAAAGCGCUCUUUUCCUCCUUAACCGCUCAGAUAUGUUUCAACCUGGUCCCUACGCAGAACCAAUAGAAAAGACAAUUCUCUCAGCAAUUAAACCGAAUUGGCCAAUGGCUAGCGCCUGCCAGCUGCACCGUCUCUCUUGUGCCAAGAUUCGAUCUGGAGAAGAGAGUAUAGAACCGUUCAGGGAAAAAAUUUGGAACUUCUUGGAAGCCGCGAAUAGACAGAAUCUGGAAGAACACUUCUUGUGGCUCAUAAAUUUGCUGGAUACAAUUAACAGAUUAUUUGACAAAGACGAGAACUGGUUGCCAUGUCUUGAAAACAUAAAAAUGUGUGCAAAAGAGGACAAUGCUUUCCUUGAUAAAGAACUAGACAUGAUAGAGACAAGGAAAUCUUUCUUUUGUAAGAAGAUAGUGGAUGAAGCGAAAACGUGUGAAGGAAAACUUCGAAAUUACAUCACAGAGCAACCUUGUUACAACACAGCUGAUUUCAACACAAAGCUGAAGGAUGUGAUGAAAACCGACGACGUACAAUCGCUGAUAACUAAUUUCAAUUUAACUGUGAAAACUCUUCUUGAAACACACAGGAAACGACUUAAAGGAAACGUGAGGUUAGUGGAAUAUCUGGAGAAACAGGGUGAGAAAAGCUUGGGCAUGAACGACGUACUAAAUUCUAUAGCAACUCUUGUCAGUAUACCGUUUGCUUCCGUUGUUCUUCUAGGCAGAAGCUUGCGCGAAGAACUUGAGAUUGCCUUUUCUGAUCCAAAAGACAGACAAAUAUCGCGACAGACACACUACUUUGUUAUGCUAGCAGAGGCAGCGAUUCAGCAGGAAAUCAAUUUCAUAGUUUCACAACGAAACAUCAGACAGGAGAUUCUCUCAUUUGUCAUUUUGCAAAACAGAGACAAUGAUCAGCUUACUCUGAGACACUUUGACGAAAAGUUGAAAAGGCUUUGGGAAAUUUAUACUCGGAAGGUUCUCACACACAACUUUUCAUACGACGAUGUGAAAAACGUCGUUCCUGAUAAGGUCGGUAGCACACAUGUGGACAUUGUGAGGAUAAGAAGAGGAUCAGAUGCUCAUUUUCUCGCGAGGAAAUGCUUAAAAUCAAAAGUAAAACAUAUUGAAUCAACACAUACAUGUACUCUACAAAACGUCAAUAUCUACAGAGAACUGGUCAUUAUGAGAUCUUUGACAAGAAAGGACAGUGAAAACUGUGUGAAGUACAGUGGAUCUGCAUCUUGGAUGGAAGGAGAUGAACAAAUACUGGCCAUUCUUAUGGGAAAAUCUGACAGCAGUUUAGAGGACCUCGUCAAAAACCUGCAACAAGAGCUGAUCAGCUUGAAGAGGAGACUGCAACUUGCCGUCGGUGCUGCGAAAGGCUUAGAAUGUUUACAUCAAAAUGGCUACAUUCACAGACAAGUCAAACCGCAUCAUUGUUUGGUUUAUCUUGGCCAGAACAACGAAAAGGACACUGUAAAAAUUUGUGAUUUCGGACACACGCAAGAGGAAGCAACCCCAUCAUCAGCAUUAGAUCGGAGAACCGUGGCCUAUCAUGCCCCCGAACUUUUCAAACAAAGAGCUAGGCAUAGUACCAUGUCGGAUGUGUACAGUCUCGGCCUGGUAAUCUGGGAACUGUGGCAUUGGAGGAAGAUCACGUGUAAUCCAGGCGAACCUCCUUCCAUUCGAGAGAUGCCAUCGGGACCGUUCAAAUCAAUCGUCAAAGCUUGUUUGGACGUAAAACCAGAAAAGAGACCAAAGUGUUCUGAGGUGGUUCAAACUCUCAAUAACUUUAUUGGUUCUAGUAAUUAAUGUUUACUAUUCAGUGCUCGCGGCGAGAAACUGUUAUAUGAGAAAGUGGGUGGAUUACAUAGGAACUGUUACAGAGUUAUAAGGAGCUAGCCGGUCUACUCUUUAAACUAAUUAUUUCAGAGGAGUUAGCCGGUCUACUCUUUAAACUACUAAACGUAGUAUGUAUUUCUGAGGAGUUAGCCGGUCUACUCUUUAAACUAAAUAUUUCUGAUGAGUUAGCCGGUCUACACUUUUAACUAUAUAUUUCUGAGGAGUUAGCCGGGCUACACUUUUAACUAAAUAUUUCGGAGGCGUUAGCUGGUCUACACCUUUAACUAAAUAUUUCUGAGGAGUGAGUCGGUCUACUCUUUUAACUAAAUAUUUCUGAGGAGUUAGCCGGUCUAUACUUUUAACUAAGACAUUUCUGAGGAGUUAGUCGGUCUACACUUUUAACUAAGACAUUUCUGAGGAGUUAGCUGGUCUACUCUUUUAACUUAAUAUUUCUGAGGAGUGAACCGGUCUACUCAUGUAACUAAGACGUUUCUGAGGAGUUAACGGCCUAUUUUUUUUACUUAAUAUUUCUGAGGAGGUAGCCGGUCUAUUCUUUUAACUAAAUAUUUCUGAGGAGUGAGUCGGUCUACACUUUUAACUACAUGUAUAUAUUUCUGAGGAGUUAGCCGGUCUAUUCCUUCUUAGAUAUUGUUUGAUCAAUGCACGAUUAAUAAUAUAUUUGCUUUUACUUCAAAUACUCAAAAUAUGGAAUAACCAAAUAAUUUGGAGGAAAGAUAUCGAAAAGCGUCGCUUUUUCUUUUUAUAUAGCUUUGAUUAUAUAUUGUUGUAUUAACUUCAAAUGAUUUUUUACAAUUUGAUUGAUAACUUUAGACAUAUUUGAUUUCAAAAUAGUUUAGAAAUACUAAUUAUGCGGCCCGUUUCUUUCUAUUAUUUGUAAAGAAUUGUGCCAUUUUAUUAACUUAACAAUUUUUUCAACCUAACGAUCAAGAGACUGGUUUAUAAGUAUGAUCCGCACUUACAUGGUCUAUACCAGUGUUAUGGAGAUAGUCUACACUGAUUGCACCAUUGUAACAAACCUACACAUCCCGGACCUCGACGGCAAUCAAAUAUUCAGAUAAAGGUCAAAGUUAUUUAUAGGAUAGGAUCUAUUCAUACCGCUACUUUUAAACAAUUUCAGUCGACAACAAUCAGGUAUUCGUAUAGUAGUCAAAGUAUUGUAUUCAAGGUCACUGGGACAAAAGGUCAAGGUCAAAUUACAGCAUUUCAUUAAUGAACAAUUUGUUAUAAACUUAGAAAUCAUAUUUGAUCGGAAUUAAACAAGAAAUUAACUGACCAUUGACCCAUGGUCCGGGUGAAGUUCACCGAGUCAAAAAGUCAAUGUUGAUUUUUGUAUCUUUUCACUGAUGACUAUUUUGUUGUGACAUUAUGAAGAAAUGUUUGUAAUAAUUAAGCAAGGGGACUCAACUGACCAAAUGUCAAAGUCACUGGGUCAAAGGUCAAGAUUAAAUUGGUUCUAUUCACUGAUUAACAUUUUGUUGUGACAUUUUGAAGCAAAAUUUGUUGGAAUUAAACAAGUCAACUGACCAAAGAACAAGAUAACUUGAUCAACGGUCAGGGUCAUUUUAAUCCAAAGGUCAAGGGCAAAGGGGAUCUCUGACAAUGACCCUGGCUGUUAGUGUGGGGUUUUUAAGGCUUACAUAAAAAAACACCAAAGCCAACAAUUGCGUAUUUUAUCGGUAUUUACGUUUCCGUUAGCCAUGCAAACGGGAAGGUGGAGGGAAACAAGAGUCAUAUCAUCGUAUAUGUAAAAUGUAUUUUAUUCCUUGACAUUCAAAUGUCAGUCCCUGCGAUAAGACUGUUAAUCGGGGAUAUAUAGCAACACAACGGGGACCCUUUAAUUGUUAUUAUAAUCUCCUAGCGUUCUAUAGCUAUUAUAUUUUAAACAAAAUUCUAUGGCAAUCAAAUAUUCUUACAGUGGUCAGAGUAAUCUGUUGUGUUGGAUUCUAUCAUUCAUACAAUUUUCUACCACAAUAGGUGGGUGUUAUUCAACUCCCACGGUGUGAAAUAACCAUUACAACUGUUACCACACGUGAAAUAAACUCUAAAUGCGUUUUGAUUGGUUGGCACGAUGACCUUAGACCAGGACCAUUUUUGUGUCGCCUUGAAAAGGUGACAUAUAGUUAUUACUACGUCGGCGUCGGUAUCGACGUCGGUGUCGGCGUCGUCGGCGUCCGCACCAUGGUUUCCGUGCAAUAACUUGAGUUCCCUUUGGCCAAUCAAACUCAAACGUCAUACAGUGCUUCCUUACCAAAAGUGCUUGAUUGGGAUUGCUUUUCAGGUUCAAAGGUCAAAGGUCACUGUUACUAUUAAUAGAAAAUUGGUUUCCGUGCAAUAACUUGAGUUCCCUUUGGUCAAUCAAAUUCAAACUUCAUACAGUGCUUCCUUACUAAAAGUAUUUGCUUGGGAUUACUUUUCAGGUUCAAAGGUCAAAGGUCAAGGUCACUGCUACUAUUAAUAGAAAAUUGGUCACCGUGCAAUAACUUGAGUUCCCUUUGACCAAUCAAGCUCAAUCUUCAUACAGUGCUUCCUUACUAAAAGUAUUUGCUUGGGAUUGCUUUUCAGGUUCAAAGGUCAAAGUUCAAAGGUCAAGGUCACUGCUACUAUUAAUAGAAAAUUGGUCUCCGUGCAAUAACUUGAGUUCCCUUUGGCCAAUCAAACUUCCUUACUAAAAGUGCUUGCUUUGGAAAAGGUCUUACUACAGCCAUCACAAACCAGUAUGGAUAGCACUAUGAUGACAUGUUCGGGGUAAGAAGUUCUGUACAUAAAUGUAGUUAAAUGUUCUUGCAAUCAAUAAAUGCUAUCAGCGAAUUCACUCAUCAUAUCUACAAAACCUCUUAGAACCACCACUCCAAUUGAUGUGUGUACAUAACGUCUUUAGAAUUAGGACUUAGAACUAGGGUUAAAUGUUAGUCAUCAGAUGAGUUGGCAACAGGUGAGAAAUCUGAAUACACAGUUCACCUGUAUAUUCAUAACACUGGUUUAAGAAUAAUCACUGCAGUAAUAAUUAAUUCACACAGGGUUUUGUGCAAAGAUUGCAUUAGAUAUCAAUUUAUUAUUACUACUCAAAAUUAAAUGUUGUGCAUUUGUUGUUUUUCUGCUUAUAAAUGUUCACCAAGGGAAAUAAAAUCAGAUCCUGAAAAUGUUUUUAUUUUUACUUAAAAACGAUGGAUCUAUGUUUCCAAUUUUUGUGUCGCCUUUUUCUAAAAAAAAACAAACCCGCUAUAUAGGUACUGUAUUACUAUCAUUCGUGAGUUAUUUCAUUGUAUGGGAAUCCAUCCGGUAAAUCAUACAAAUUAUACUUGGAAUAGAUACAAUGAAUAUCCAA
Molecule: messenger RNA, 6271 nt
Organism: Pecten maximus
Lineage: Eukaryota; Metazoa; Mollusca; Bivalvia; Pectinida; Pectinidae
Exons: 13
Coding region: 16-2895 (959 amino acids)
Biological process (GO): protein phosphorylation
Molecular function (GO): ATP binding; protein kinase activity
Source: RefSeq, a predicted model, not a curated record